AUGUCAACUGAAGAACUGUCUCAAAUAUCAGCACAUGAACCGAAACAAUUAUCAACUGAUGACAACAAUGUGCAAAAAAACCGAUCAAAGAUUACUGGACGACAAAUACGUACAGUUCUUGUUUCAUCCACCGGAUUUUUUAUGGAUGCUUAUGAUAUAUUCGUGAUCAAUCUAGUCUUACCUAUGCUUGGCUAUGUUUAUUAUAAAAAUCAAAAUAAUACUGUUCCAUCAGAUGUUCAAGGUAUUCUCAAAGGUAUUACUAAUGUCGGUAAUCUUUUUGGACAAAUUACAUUUGGUAUUUUGGGUGAUAGUAAAGGUCGUAAAAGUAUUUAUGGUAUUGAAUUAUUAAUCAUUAUUGUAGCUACACUUGGUUCAGCAAUGGCUGGAUCAGCAGCGACUGGUGUUGGUGCAUUAGGAUUUCUUGGUUUUUGGCGGUUUUUAUUAGGUAUUGGUAUUGGUGGUGAUUAUCCGAUGUCAGCUACAGUAUCAAGUGAAUGGUCAAGUGAAGGACGUCGUGGACAAAUGCUUGCAUUAACAUUUUCAAUGCAAGGAUGGGGACAAUUUUUUGGUGCUCUAUUUGAUAUAAUUCUUUUGGCUAUAUUUAAACAUUCAAUUCAAGCUGAUCAAAUUAACCUUGAUUAUGUUUGGCGUAUUCUUCUUGCACUUGGUAUUUUACCUGCUUUAUGUACCAUUUAUUCACGAUUUCAUUUACCAGAAUCAGCACGAUAUGCUGAACAAGUUCUUAAAGAUACUGAAUUAGCCAAUAAAGGAAAAGCAUAUGCAUCUGGAAAAAAGAUUGUGGAUGCUGAAGAUGAUUCUUCACCAACAGGUUCUACUAUAUCUACAGUCAAAUUAACCAAAAAACGAAGCCACUUAAAAGAAUUUAUUUCUUAUUUUUCACAUUGGAAGAAUUUUAAAGUUUUACUUGGAACAUGUUCAGCAUGGUUUUUACUUGAUAUUGCUUUUUAUGGUAUAUCACUCAAUCAAUCGAUUGUUCUCUCAGCUAUUGGUUUUGCACCAAAUUCAGCAACAACACAACCUUGGGAAACAUUAUGGAAACAAGCUAUUGGAAAUCUAAUUAUUUCAUUAUUAGGAGCAAUACCAGGUUAUUAUGUUACAGUUUUUACUAUUGAACAUCUUGGUCGUAAAAAAAUUCAAAUCAUUGGUUUUACAAUGGAAAUUAUCUUAUUUACUAUUAUUGCUGCUGCCUUUCAUCCAUUAAAAGAACAUGCCGAAGCUGCGUUUGUUGUUUUAUUUGUUCUUGUUCAGUUUUUCUUUCAAUUUGGUGCAAACUCAACAACAUUUAUUAUUCCUGCUGAAGUAUUUCCCACACGAUUUCGAGCUACUGCUCAUGGUCUUUCAGCUGCUUGUGGGAAAGCCGGUGCUAUUCUUGCUGCAUUUGGAUUCAAUGUAAUUGUUAAUAUUGGUGGCACAAAUGCAUUUUUACCUCAAACACUCGGUAUUUUUGCAGGCAUUCAGUUUAUUGGUUUAAUGGUUACUAUAUUUCUCAUACCAGAAUCAAAAGGAAAGAAUUUAGAUGAUUUUGAAAAUAAUGACGAUGAAAAACAAACAACAGAAUCACCAGCCAACAACGAUACUAAUGUCUAA
This is a messenger RNA of Adineta steineri, 1608 nucleotides long. NCBI's taxonomy places the organism in Eukaryota, Metazoa, Rotifera, Eurotatoria, Adinetida, Adinetidae. The record is from the annotation of a GenBank genome assembly.